AUGAGUCUCCGCGGCCGUCUUGGUCUUCUCUCUUCGAUAGCCCUGCCGGUGCUAGCGGGCGGAGUGUUCAGCAAUGCACGCGUAAGCUGCGAAGAAUACAACCAAAGCGAUAGCCACACCGCACCGCCGAUGCGCCAGCAGAUGUCGAGCUACGUGAAGCAGCUCCAGAGUACAAUAGUCGAAGCAAUAUCAGAUUUCGACGGCGGGGCCAAAUUCCGCGUUGACAAAUGGCAGCGCAAAGAGGGCGGUGAGGGUAUAAGCUGUGUGCUGCAGAACGGCACACACGUCGAGAAGGCAGGUGUCGGCGUGUCCAUCGUACAUGGCAAACUGCCACCGGCGGGUGUAGCGCAGAUGCGAGCAAACCACGCAGGGAUUCCUUACGACCCACAAAAUCCACAUCCCCUCCCUUUCAGCGCUGUCGGCUUAUCGCUUAUCAUUCAUCCACGCAACCCGUUUUGCCCCACUGUGCAUGCCAACUACCGCUAUUUCGAGCUGUAUGAGGGGGGGCAAGAGGGUGGCGUGGACAAUGCAGGAAAUUUGGUCAACGCGAAACCCAUCUUCUCGUGGUUUGGAGGCGGCUCCGAUCUCACACCGGCUUAUCUCAAUCAAGAAGACUGCAGACAUUUCCACGGGACAGUGAAAAAGGCUUGCGACAAACACGAUGCGGGCUUUUACCCUCAAUUCAAACGCUGGGCAGAUAACUACUUCUACAUACCUCAUCGCAACCAAUGCCGCGGAAUAGGGGGCAUUUUCUUCGACGACCUCACACCCGGGUCGGAAUUGGCGCGGGGGAAGAGCGCUGAGGAGCUCUUUGGCUUUGUGCGAGAGUGCGGAGAUGCUUUCCUCGAUUCGUACCUGCCUAUUCUCGACAAAAGAAAAGGGGUGGAGUACAACGACCACCAUAAACGCUGGCAGGAUCUGCGCAGAGGGCGCUAUGUGGAGUUUAAUCUGGUGCACGAUCGCGGGACAAAGUUUGGAUUGAAUGCCGGCGGUGCGCGUAUCGAAUCUAUUCUGAUGAGUCUCCCGGCGACGGCAAGAUGGGAAUAUAUGACGGAUAUGGGGACGCAGGAGGGUACAGAGGAAAUGGAGAUGGAGGAGGUGCUUAGAGAGCCAGUGGAGUGGGUUGGGUAG
This is a messenger RNA of Wallemia ichthyophaga EXF-994, 1131 nucleotides long. RefSeq lists its product as uncharacterized. Gene Ontology annotation, molecular function: coproporphyrinogen oxidase activity. Lineage: Eukaryota; Fungi; Basidiomycota; Wallemiomycetes; Wallemiales; Wallemiaceae. The transcript is spliced from 2 exons. The coding region runs from base 1 to 1131 and encodes 376 amino acids. The record is from RefSeq and is a predicted model, not a curated record. Gene Ontology annotation, cellular component: cytoplasm; mitochondrial intermembrane space.